Vigna unguiculata (cowpea) is the source of this 1212-nucleotide messenger RNA. RefSeq lists its product as uncharacterized. NCBI's taxonomy places the organism in Eukaryota, Viridiplantae, Streptophyta, Magnoliopsida, Fabales, Fabaceae. The record is from RefSeq and is a predicted model, not a curated record.
AUGAUACGUUCAUGGUUUGUUCCAGAUUUCAGUAAACAGAGGUGUCCCUUCUCCAUGGAAUUGGUUAUUCAAGACAAAGAGACUGAAAUUUCUGAAGGGCAUGUUUAUGCCAUCCAAAAUUUCAGUGUGGCUCCCAAUUCUGGAAUAUACAGAACUACGCACCACCCUUAUAAGAUUAAUUUCCAGUUUGGUACAAAAGUUAGUUUGCUUCAUGGUAACUUGGUUCCUGAUAUGAAACCACAAUACACACCUUUGUCCUUAUUGACAACCACUGGAUUUGAUACUGAUUAUUUAGUUGAUAAGGUUCAAGUUCAAAAUUGUAAGUUCUACACUAGGAUUAAGUACAAUGUUAACUUCAAUGAGGCAUCUGAACUAAAAUCAAGAAUGUUUGAGAACAAUGAAUCUCCCUUUCAAGGAUUAACGCAGCUCUCUCAGACUUCCAAACAUACUGUGGAGGAAGAAUUUUUAACUCUUACACCUAGGACGACCAUUCAAGGUCUUAAAGAUUGUAAAGAGGUUACCACUUACAUAUUGUUGGGAACCAUUAAGCAUAUUUUGGGUGAGGAUGAUUGGUGGUAUACUGCUUGUCUUUGCAACAAAGCUGUUUAUCCAGAUUCAAAGAUAUAUAGGAUCAAGAUCCGAGUUAUUGACUCAUCUAAUCCAACCACAUUUAUGCUGUUUGAUAGGGAUGCAACCACCAUUUUCAAAAAAAGUUGUGCUGAUAUGUUAGAGACUCAUGAUAAGAUGAAUGCUUCUGGAAAUUUGCCUAAGGAGUUUGAUCAGUUAGUUGAUAAAAGUUUGUUGUUUAAAGUUGAAAGUAGGAACGAUCACACUUUCAAACUUGAACAGUCUUUCAGAGUGAAGAAAGUAUGUGUUGAUGAUGAUAUCAUUCAGAAGUUCAAUGAUUCUUCGAUGAAAUCUGUGGAUGUUUAUGCUGGGAAUGAUGAGUUUAGCAGGCAAAAACAACAUGUAGUCAAUGAGUCCACAGUUGAUAUUGCAGAGGAUUUAUUAGUCAUAUUUACCAAAGAAACAAUUGAGUGUGGAUCCCAAUCACCUGACUUAAUCAAAGAUAAUGCAACGAAUGAUGAUGGUAACAGUUCACUUAAGAGAGAAUUUGCAAAGAAGACUGCAUCAUUUGAAUCCAUUGAAGAAGACAGUGUUCCUUUGAAGCUGCUAAAAAGAAAUAUUAAGAAGGAAAAAUCAGUUAUUUGA